This is a messenger RNA of Penicillium pulvis, 957 nucleotides long. RefSeq names its product glycosyltransferase family 32 protein. The coding region runs from base 1 to 957 and encodes 318 amino acids. The transcript has a single exon. Lineage: Eukaryota; Fungi; Ascomycota; Eurotiomycetes; Eurotiales; Aspergillaceae. Gene Ontology annotation, molecular function: mannosyltransferase activity. Gene Ontology annotation, biological process: mannosyl-inositol phosphorylceramide biosynthetic process. The record is from RefSeq and is a predicted model, not a curated record.
AUGGUGACUCUUGCUGGAAAGGCCUUACGAAGGCUCAUAACCAUGACAGUAUUGUCCCUCACUAUCAUACUCAUUACUCUUCGUUUCAGCUACACAGACAACUUUAUCCUCGCCAGCGAGUUGUCCAAGUCGAUAAAUAUAAUCACCAAAUGCGAUACCAACCCCUUCAAGCCCUUCAACGAUCCUCAUCUUGCUUUUGACUCAAAGAUACCGAAUGUCAUUCAUCAAAUCUGGAAAACAAACAACGUGCGGACAUAUUCUAGAGAGAUAGAAGCAUCCCUUGACUUAUGGAAGAACAUGUUUGGGCCCUUGAACUACACAGUCAAGCUCUGGACAGACGACGCUAUUCUCCAACUCGUCAAAACCAAUUAUCCUUGGAUUUUGACGACAUACGAGUCCUACCCCCAGAAUAUCCAACGUGCCGACAUCGCCAGGCUGCUCAUUAUCCAUGCAGAAGGCGGCAUCUACGCAGACUUAGACGUGUACCCAACCUCACCCCAUCAGAUACAGUGCCUCCAACAUCUCGGCUUGCAAGCCGUGUUUGCUUCCACGGCAAGAACACUGGGGCUGAGCAACCAUUUCUUCAUGGCUGAACGUGGGUCCCCAUUCCUGCAAUGGGUGCUGUACGAGGCCAAACGACGCGGCGGCGUGAAAUCCCAACAUAUUUCCCUGCCAUACCUGCAGGUAUUUUGGUCUACCGGGCCGACGAUGGUAACGGCUGCUUUUAGAAGUUACGCAUGGAUAUAUGGCACGCUUUGGUACGACAUGGGCUUGUUAGAGAAUGGAUACUCGAGGGUCGCGAUACGGCACGCAGCAGGGAGAUCAUGGCAUAAACUGGAUGGGCAGGCACUUAAUUAUAUUGCUGACCAUCUAAGAAUCGGCGUUCUAUUGGGGGGCAUUGCCUUUCUAUUCUUGGUACUGGGAAUCGUCUACAUUGCGAGAAGGCAUUUAUUAUAG